AUGGUUGAGAAGUUGACCGUCGAAGAGUGCCAGACGCAUAUUCGAGAUAUCCGUGUCAGCCAUGGCGCAGAUGCGCGGAACGAAUCCGAGCGCUUCCUUCGCAGGGGAUAUGAGAGCAUGCUGAAGCUGCUAUCGGCACAGCUUUAUAGCGAGCCUUCUCAUUUUCUAUUCGAGCUCAUCCAGAAUGCCGAUGACAACGUCUACACGGAUGGCGACCAGCCUCAAGCCGCGCUCGCCUACCGCUCUGAUGGCCUACUCCUCUUCGGCUGCAAUGAGCAGGGCUUCUCUAAAGCAAACGUGAGCGCCAUCUGCGACAUGAAUCAGAGCACAAAAACCCUGUUGAAGGAGGGUAAAAAGAGCUGUAUCGGAGAGAAGGGCAUUGGCUUCAAGUCAGUCUUCAAGGUGGCAGACAAGGUCUGGAUCUCUUCCAACAACUUCUCUUUCAUGUUCGAUAAGAGCAAACCCCUAGGCAUGGUCGAUCCGGUAUGGGCAGAAUUCCCUCACUUCCCGGAGCAGCUUCAGAUGAACACAAUGAUUUGUCUCAAGAUUGAGAAGCAAGAAGACCGCGAUGCUGUCAAAGACCAGUUAACCAAGGUCCUCGAACCAUCUUCAUUCAUGUUCCUGCGUCGCCUUUCCAAGAUCAGAGUUGUCAGGCUUGAUGACUCUGGAGACACCUUCGACGAGAUCAUCAUGUCUCAUGAUCAGCGUGCUUUCACCGACGACCUACAACUUGUCACAACGACAAAAACCAAGGGCACGAGAUCAAGAAGGUCGCGCUACGUGGUCUCUGAUUACACUGCUCGAGAGAUGCCCUCGACUGAGCUGAGGCAAGGUGUCACGGAGACCUCGAUCAAGCUAGCUUUCCCUUUGGAUGACCAGCAACAACCACUCAUUGCUAAGCAAGACGUCUAUGCCUUCCUACCUGUGUGCUCUUCUGGUCUGCCAUUCCUCAUCCAGGCAGACUUCUUGCUGGUCGCCAGUCGCCAAGGCAUUGAUGAAUCUCAACCAUGGAAUCGUCGCUUACAAGAUCACAUCAUCUAUGCGCUUAUUCAGGCCUUCCAGAGACUCAACGAUUCUCAUCUGAAGUACCGCUGGCCUGCUUAUCUUCCAGAAGCCCAGGUCGCUCAUAAAUUCUUCGACAAGAUGAAGGACAAGUUCCUCGAUCGGAUGAAAGACGUGAAGAUCCUGGAAUCGAGGUCUGGUGAGUUUGCCAAGCCCAAGGUGAUGAUGCUGGUGCCCGACCAGUACAAGGACGAAGACGGAACCCCUCUUCUGACUCCCACAAAUGAUCGAUACCUCUCUACCAAGUACGACCCAAAUCACGUCUCUUCAUUGGUUACACAGGCUCUUGAUGGCAAGAAGUUCUUCGAGAUACUCAAGAACUAUGUCAUGAAACAGUCAGAAGAGUUCCGCAGCAGACCUGAUGCAUGGCACGGCAGAGUUUCCACUGUUCUGAUGGUUGAGCAGAAGCAGUUCAAUUUGGACGAACUUCUGAUUUUGCCUAUCGUUCCUCUCGAUGAUGGACUAUGGAUACCUGCGAAGAGCCGUGUGAAGCUGACAUACUCAAGAGCCGCAACUCGUAACACACCACCUGUAGCCUUUUACUUACCGCGUUCCGAUGCCAACAUUGUCAUACCGAAAGGCGUAUCUUUGUCGAUCGUUGAACACAAUGCUUCUCGCAACGAAGAACGCAGAAGCUUCCUCAGACGGAUUGGCGCCCAAGACCUCGAUUACGAAGACGUCCUUCAAGGCAUCAUCAAGCAGCACAGGGAGUCAAUGUCCAACGCCGACGUUGAUCUUCUGCUCUCUCAUGCACAGUACGUGUUCAGCAUGCCAUCAGCAUCUAAAAUGGCACAGAACUUGAGCACUAUCCUUUGGCUCGCAGACUCACGUGGCGAGCAAUUUCGAGGAAUCGAGCUACACAUGGACAAUCCUUUCAAAGUGCCAGUUAGUCAGAUCUUUGCUCAAAACCCCACGGUGAUACGUUUCAUUCAUCCCAAGUAUUUGGGAGCCUACCACGGAAACGUGGAAUUGCGCACAAGAUGGCUUGCUUGGCUGCGAGAGUGUUUGGGUGUGCAUGAUGUCCCUCGCCUGGCAAACAAGAUGAACAAGGGUUUGUCUGCAGAGUUCGAAUGGCUUGUCAACAACCUGCCAAGUGUACAAUGGCUCGCGUGUAUCCGAGUCAACUGGGAGGACUAUCACCUGAGUAAAGCUCCGAAGCUAGGCGAUGUGAGGAUCCCGAGCGACGAAGUCAGAAGCAGAAUUGAAUCUCUGGUUGUAGACUGCACUGAUGGCAGAAGAGCAAAGUUGAAAGACACCAUUCUACCUACCCUGCGCUCUGCUGUCAUGACCAUCCAGCAUAUGGGAUUCCACUUCCUCGAUGUCAAAGACGAACAGCACAAUGACUGGACCAAGCUGUCUACCUUCGGAGUCAUUACCCAUCGUGAUCUGGACUUCUGCCUCAAGCUCCUGAUGAAGUUCCCAGAGACAGGAAUGAUCCCAGACAAGAUGACUGUCAUCAAGCUGUACAGAGAUAUCCACAACUUCUGUGAGCCGAGCAUGGUCGCGAGAGAACGUACUCGUACCGCUUUCAGAGACUUACCCCUGAUCUUCCUGCCUGAGAGUGCACAAUGGGUACAUCUGCAAAGCUGUGUUUGGGAAGCUCCACCAUGCUUGCGAAGAAUCCGUCCCAUUGCACAUAUUUACGGACCCGCGCAGUCAUUCUUCAAGAACAUUCUUAGCUUGCAAGAUGCAGGCAUUGGAGACUUUGUCAACGAGCUACUUGCUCACGAGAAUAAUACCCCGUCCGUUGUUCAAAUCAAAGAGUUGUUGCUUGAGCUCAGCAGCCGAAUCAACCCUCGUCUGACCUACGAUCUGAAGGCAUUGGAGAACUCCCGUAUUUUCCCGGUCAAGAAUACUCAGAAGCAGCUUGUUCUGGUGCCUGGCAGUGAUCCGAAAUGGUUCAUCCCAGAUGGAAAGAACUUGAGCGUGUCCUUUUCGGGCAUGGUUCAUCUCCUAGAUUUCGGUCUGGGCGAUCAGAAGAGACUUGAACCCCUUCUCGAGAAGAUGGGCAUUUGGGGUAAACAUCUCUCGCAUUUGGUCACUAAGCGGGAAGUGGUCGAAGGCAUGGCCCAAGCUACGAAGGACGUCUCGCACACAAGAAGGUUCCAAGUGAAGGCUCAUUACCUCCUAUGUCUGACAAAUCCUGCUGAGAAAUACAUCAUGAAACCCCUGCUCGAGAGCAUCGAGAUCUGGGCCGUGGAGUCGAUCAAGGUGCAUCGCUCGAUACGCCUUGACAACCAAGAAAUCUGCGGUAAACCUUUACCUGCCAAUAUCAUGCUGGGCAAGGAUCAGCGAGUCUUUGCCCCUAUCCAGGAUCUCGAGGACAACUCCCUGAACCACUACGAGCUUUCAGAAAAGCUGGUAACACUGUGCAAGCUCGAGAAAGUGCCAAAGGAACUCGUCCUUGGUAUCCUUACAACUUCUUCCACUCAGCAAAUCGAGGACAUGUUAGAGGAGCAUGGGGUGAUCUUUGACAAAGUCGAAUUGCAAAAGCUGACCAACAACAUCAUCGGUGGCUUGGCAGGAGCCGCAUCGUCUUCCAGGCGUGUGUCCGCUCAACAGAUCCCCCCAGGGAUGGUCUCAGACAACGACUCUUCAUCCUCUGAUGACAGCGAUAGCUCUUCGCUGGCAGCUCUCAAGGCCAUUGGCUUCCGUGUCAAGCUUGCACGCAAGAUAAAGCCUGUUUCUGCUUCUCGCGCUAAUGGUCAGAACCACAGCGCCAGGCCUCGCUUCCGACCUGAGCCUAGCUCGGAUGAAAACGAUACAGAGCAGCUCUUAGAUGACGGGGACUGGGACAAGGGUACGGCACCCAUGUCGAAUAAUGCUGCCCCUUACAGAAGAUCUGCCAAGUCUAGUGAUGGGUUCAGCUACCAGGCAAAGUCCAACAACUUCGGCAAUAAACUUGCCAUGUCUGACGAGGACAUCAACGACAUUGACAGCGAAGAAAGCGAGAUUGUCACCGACACGAUGCAGCGAGCUCAGGCCUCCGAGUAUCGCAAGUUGGUCAGUGCCUCGGAGACCAGUUACGAAGACCCUCAGGUCAUCCGUAUCGGCGAGCAAGGUGAAAUGAAGAUGUACGGGUUCUUCAAGAAUCUCCUCGGCGACUACUUCACGAACGACAUGUGGACGAGUCACGCCAGUGCCAAAUAUACUGACCAGACUUUCGAUGGUGAUGACAGCCAGUUCGCCGACUUCACCAUUCGCGACCUCAGUGGUCGCUUCACUGACUGGCUCGUGGAAAGAGGCUGUAGGCAACCCAAAGAGUGGCUUGGGAAGAACGGCAAAGACUCGAUCACCUACUCAAUCGAGGUCAAGGCCACUUAUGGUCCCCGCACCGAGCCUUUCCAUAUCAGCCAGAAUCAAAUUGACAUGGCAAAGGAGCAACGCCUCCAGGGUGACGGUGUUCCUCAGAAAGUCUAUGUGGUGAUGCGUGUCUCAAACCUGGCCGGCAGUGGCCACAGUGGAAGUGCUCAGGUCCACCCGUUCGUUGAUCCUUACGGACUCUUCGAGCAGGGCGCUCUCACCUACAUUUCGCCAGGUGGUUAUCUGGUCUUUUCUGAUCAGUAG
Aureobasidium pullulans EXF-150 is the source of this 4629-nucleotide messenger RNA. RefSeq lists its product as uncharacterized. Bases 1 to 4629 code for a protein of 1542 amino acids. The transcript is spliced from 4 exons. The record is from RefSeq and is a predicted model, not a curated record. NCBI's taxonomy places the organism in Eukaryota, Fungi, Ascomycota, Dothideomycetes, Dothideales, Saccotheciaceae.